This is a messenger RNA of Epinephelus moara (kelp grouper), 3174 nucleotides long. It is a transcript of the gene fam89a, whose product is annotated as family with sequence similarity 89 member A. The transcript is spliced from 2 exons. The record is from RefSeq and is a predicted model, not a curated record. NCBI's taxonomy places the organism in Eukaryota, Metazoa, Chordata, Actinopteri, Perciformes, Serranidae. Bases 190 to 732 code for a protein of 180 amino acids.
GAAUUACUUAAAUCCGGGCACCUUGACGUGGUGUCGCUGGCCGCCCAGAGCAGAGAAAUCCACGGCUGUUGCUCGGUGUGUUUGGUGCGGGAGACGACUGUUUAUUCCCAGCGUUUACUGGAUUUAAAGACUCACCAGUCAACUUCAGAGUAAAUACUUCCACUCCCUGGCUCCGUAAAUCACGGGACAAUGAAUGGUAAGUCCACGAACGGUUCUGUGGGAGGAAUGGCCUGUAUCGAGGGGCUGCCCCCGCUGCCGAAGAGCCUGAGCGGCUUGCUGAACUCAAGCGGCGGCUCCUGGAGAGAAAUGGAGAGGAUGUACGUGAAGAAGACCAUGAUCCAGGACGACCUGAGCCGAGGCAGGAACAACGCCGAUAACCUGCUGGCCAACAAGCCGGCCAACCUCGACGCUGCCCUGGCUCUGCUGCGGAAAGAGAUGGUGGGCUUACGUCAGCAGGACAUGUCCCUGCUGUGCCAGCUGUGGUCGCUCCACGAGUCGAUCCAGGAGUACAAGGGCAGCUGCCAGGACCUGAGCGCCGCCUCCAGCCUCAGCAUGAUGGAUAACGGCUACUUUGACGAGGAUGACGAGUAUUACCCAGAGCCCGGUGCCACCCCCACCGGGGAACAGCCAGACGGAGAGGUCGGAGACGGGACGGCAACAAUGGCAGCAGCCAAGAAUGGGAGCAGCAGCAGCAAAGACGACAGCUGGGACUCCUUUCACGUUACCAUCUGAGGCCUCAUUCUCGGCACUGUUCUGCAGAUGGAUACAUAUUUUUGGGGGGUAAAGCUGGAGGAAAAGCCGCGAGGCUCAGGAACCCUUUUGGAAGGAAUUAAACUGGUUGGUUAGAGAUAGCUGCUUGUGGUAUCUCAUUACCAUAAUAGACUCCAGCUUGACUUCAACUCCUCAGGUGAAACGCACCCCUGCUUGUGCUGCAGAAUUUUUGUUUUUCUUUUGCAGCACGACCAGGAGCUUCAUCAGACUGCAGAGCUGAGAGGCCGGGUGCCUAGUUGACGCCCUUUCAAACUCAGGAGUUGAGACGGAUUGUAUUCCAAGACUCCAUAUACUCAAAAUUAGGCAAUAUAUAUAAUUCCUUUUUAUAAACGGCUCUACUGCUGCUUCUAUAUCAAGUGGUUUUGCUAGCCAAUCACCCUUUUUGGCAGAACUGUUUUUUUUACAUAUACAAAAAUAUAUGAACAAAGUUGUAUUAUUUAUUAUAUAAUAUAAAUAACAAGAUAUUUGCUUUCUGGUUGCUCUCGAUGGAAGUUUUGUACUGCAACUCUACCCAGGUACAAGGGUACAGCAUUUACAGGUUUGGAAUCCCAGAAAUUGGGACUUCAAAGUAAGCACAGAGGACAGGACUUCUGAACUCUUCAAUCGGUGUUGGUGCAAAGAGACUGUGCGGGCAUGCUGACGGAGACGGUGUGUGUGUGUGUGUGUGUGUGUGUGUGUGUGUAUUACUUUUAAGUGGUGAAAUCAUUCAUUAAUGUAAAUCCCAGAAGGUCUGCACAGAAGGUGUCAGAUCUCAAGAAUGGAGAAAGAGGUGAAGUCGUCAUACCUGCUUUCAGAGUUUUGGUACAGGAGUGACGGCUACGCUUUCCUGCCUUUUUUAGAUGGAGCAGACGCUUGCUCUGAAAAUGUGAAAUGUUCCAAAUGCUGGAGACAGUUUGAACCUGAACCUUCAACGCUGUUACGGGCGACUUUUUCAGACUGGUUGGUGUAAAAGGCACGGUGGUUUCGAUCUGGCGAAUUAUGUUUUAUACUCUGCUGUGGAUGAUCCCUGUCAUGAUACAUCCACUGAGGAGUUGAAGCAUAAUCCCAGGUCUUGUUUUCAUAGUGAUGGCAAUAAUUCCUAUCGAUAAUAACAUUGUGCUCCAAGUUCUCGAAGCCGGACAAGGCAAGCAACAUGAGCACUUACGUCGCCAUGUUGCCAUGUGCAGUAUUAUCAUAACUAACCGAAACAACCAUAAAAAACUAUGAAUAUAAGCUUCAAGUUGUAAUCAAGAGCUCACAAGCCAGCAUUGGUUGAAAAUAAUCAGGAAAAAACUGGAUAAAACGACUUAUUCAGCCAUUUUCCACGUAACCAGCUUUGAGACUUCUCUUCUAAAUAUAUUCUAUCAAAUAAAUGUUGCCAAGAAACUGUGAUCAACUUCUCACAUAAUUUACAUUUGCUGGUUGAAUUGUCUGGUCAUUUAUCACAGUGGCAUCGAUGGAGGAAUGAGAGGACAUCAAUCUGAUUGGCUUGUAACGGUCAGUGAGUUUGAAAAAUUUGUUGUGUGGUCACUGCAGCCUCAGAUGUUCCUUGCAGAGUAAACACCAAACUGUAGGUCCUAACAUGGUAGCAUCUAGCAGCUGAUUACAGGGUACUUUAGAAUACUGUGUAUCCUACAUGAAACUGAUCUCAGUUACACCAUACAGGCUCAACACCAGGCUAAACAUUAGUCUUAUACAUGGAUACAUCCAUCCUUAUAUAUAUAUAUAUAUAUAUAUAUAUAUAUAUAUAUAUAUAUAUAUAUGGAUAUUAUUACAGUGUUUCAGCAUACCUUCAAACCUUCGAUCAGGGGUUUAAGUAUCCAAGCCUCAUCCCUGAAACUCAAGUAGAUGGGAGUUUCCAUCACUAGACGAUACUGGUCACUAACAAGAUUGUAACAGCAAGUGUUUUUAACUUCCUGCUUGCUGUUGGAAGAGUGUUUUCAUUGAAACACUCCACAGACGCAGCCUUAUUUGAGACUCUUAAGUAUGUUUUUCCAUCUAUACCACAACACGCGAAGACGUUUGGAUGUCCAAAUAUAACUUCUGCUACACGUAUAUGAAACCUAUGGUCUGUGCAGUCUUCCUCAAUACCUACACGGUCUCAGCUGGACUUGUAGCAUGCAACACCACAGCUCGACACACAGCAGCUGCUUUGUAACUCAAACUACGAAACUAAUGUCAACACCCGCCCUCACUUUGAGAAGGUGUGGGAUGUUUCAGUGUUGAUAUUGUGUCUGUAUAAAUGGUAUGACGCCAUCUGUUUGUAGGCUGGUCUGCUAUUUGUGCACUUGUGGAACACAAACCAAAGAAAGUCCAGCACUCAAAAUGAAAUGUAUUUGGUUUAAGGUGCUGAAGGAGAUGCUGUCCUAAUGAACUGCUCUUGAUUGGUUAAGUUUUACUUAAAAGGUACAGCACAUAAUGACA